AUGGAGUUGGUGUGCACAUGGACACUCGUUUUGAGCUCUUUGAUGUUGGUGGAAAUCUCGUGGUCUCGACCCAUUGAGGAAGAUCAGCGUCUGACUCCUGAUGAUUUUGAGCUUGCUAAGAGUUACUUAAGAAGGUUCUAUAGUCUCAGACUCGGAGGCACAGACUACAGAGGUUCAACACGUAAGAUCAGGUCUGCAUCAGCCAUGGAGCAGAAGGUCAGGCAAAUGCAGAACUUCUUUGGCCUGAGAGAAACAGGAAUCCUGGAUUCCAACACCAUGAAUGUCAUGAAGAAGCCGAGGUGUGGUGUUUCUGAUGUGGACAACUAUAGCUUUUAUCCUUAUCACCCCAAAUGGAAGAAUCGUACCAUCUCCUACAAGAUAGCAAAGUAUACCCCAGAUCUGAGUAGAGAGGAAGUGGAAAAGUCCUUUCGUUUAGCCCUGAAGAUGUGGAGUGACGCAGCUCCUCUGAAUUUUGUUAAGGUCAACCAUGGCAAAGCUGAUAUUGUCUUCACCUUUGCACACAGAGCUCAUGGGGACUUCUCUCCCUUUGAUGGACCUGGAGGAGUGCUGGCCCAUGCCUUUCAGCCUGGAGAGGGGAUGGGUGGAGAUGUACACUUUGAUGAAGAUGAAAUAUGGACGACAGGGGGGCAAGGUUUCAGUCUGUUUGCUGUUGCAGCUCAUGAACUUGGUCACUCGCUUGGUUUGACUCACUCCAGAGACCCCUCUGCUGUCAUGUUCCCCAGUUACAGACAUCAGAGCAGCAAACAGUACACUCUUUCCACAGAUGAUGUCCUGGGGAUCCAAAUGCUUUAUGGCAAACCCAAGAUAGAAGCUGAAAAUCGACCUAAAGUUCCAAAGAAAUGUGAUCCCACAUUUUUAUUUGAUGCGGCUGUGGUGAUCCAAAAUGAGAUUGUUUAUUUUCAGAACAGAUUCAUAUGGAUGAGAACAACAAAGCCGUCUUACUGGAAUCAGCUGAGGGAAGGCCACAUCACCACAUACUUCCCCGACGUAGGUUCUUCUGUCGAUGCCGCUUAUGACAUCCCAGCCAAAGGCGUGGCAUACCUAUUCACUGGUCAUAAGUACUGGGUGGUGCAACAGUUAAAGACACGAGGCACAGCUGGCAACAUCUCAGAGUUUGGUGUCCCGUCCAGUGUAAGGCGGGUUGAUGCUGCCGUUCAUGUUGCAGAAUAUGGGAAAACCAUGUUCUUUGUCGGACAGUUUUAUUACAGGUAUGAUGAGCAAAAGAGGCAGAUGGAUCCUGGCUUCCCUAGAUACAUCCAGACAGACUGGCGUGGAAUCCCGAGAAAGGUUGACGCUGCGUUCAAGUUGCAUGGCAGCAUCUUCUUCCUCAGCGGGUCGAAAUCCUACCAAUAUGAUUUCAGACAGAAGCGGGUGGUGAAGAUAAUUGCAGGAAAUUCUUGGCUGGGAUGCUGAC
Molecule: messenger RNA, 1435 nt
Organism: Gambusia affinis (western mosquitofish)
Lineage: Eukaryota; Metazoa; Chordata; Actinopteri; Cyprinodontiformes; Poeciliidae
Gene: mmp20a
Product: matrix metallopeptidase 20a (enamelysin)
Exons: 10
Coding region: 1-1434 (477 amino acids)
Biological process (GO): extracellular matrix organization; proteolysis; collagen catabolic process
Cellular component (GO): extracellular matrix
Molecular function (GO): zinc ion binding; metalloendopeptidase activity
Source: RefSeq, a predicted model, not a curated record